Fusarium redolens is the source of this 1417-nucleotide messenger RNA. RefSeq lists its product as uncharacterized. The record is from RefSeq and is a predicted model, not a curated record. NCBI's taxonomy places the organism in Eukaryota, Fungi, Ascomycota, Sordariomycetes, Hypocreales, Nectriaceae. The transcript has a single exon. Bases 467 to 1174 code for a protein of 235 amino acids.
UACGAAGUCGGCAAGUCCAUAUUUUUCCGGCUAUCUUGACGACAAUGCUGCUUUCCCUGGCAGAGCAAAGAGCCUAACCUCAGUAUCUUGACUAGCACUUGCCAUCGAUACCUUAAUCACUUUCCAGGUCAACUGUGGCUGUCUUCAUCUUUUCAAGUAAUUUUGCCUGAGCAGGUAGCCAGUCUCCCAGUAAACAACAUCAUCAUCACAAUCAACAUACCGAAGAUCUAUCAGCAUCAUCAUGACCUCUUUCACGAAAUUCAAUAGGCUUCCUCAAGAACUACAGCUGCAGGUUUAGAAACACGCCGCGAAUAGCCACUUUGAAGAACGAGAACCAACCGCUCACUUCACUGACUUCUGGAGCACCCUCGGUGGAGGUACGGAACUGUGGCUCAAAGUCACAUCGCACGUAUCAGUCUUCGAUGAGAGCCUGGCACCGCCGGACUAUCCAUUACAUACGGCAUUGAUGUGGACCUGUCGGAACUCACGAGCAACUGUCUCGAGAAUUGCACGAAACUGGAUGCCCCGCAACUCACUAUCUCUUAAGUAUAUGAAAAGGCAUACGAUCCAUCACUAUACUCAUAUGCGCUUUCGAAUCCCUCCCAAAACGUGGGCAGGAGGAGAAAGUGAGUUAAUCGAUACCUCUCGCGACCUCAUCAUCGCCUGCAGACCUCCUGUCUUCACGAGUAAUACGAUGUGGGCAGGCCCAACAACAUUUCCAAAAGUCCAGUCUAUCGGCGUUCUUUAUGAAUACGAACCUCCAUCCGAUAAAUCGCAGCACGCUUUGAGUAUCUUUACCAGCUUUAGAGAUUUGAACAUACUUCUACGCAUAUUCCCCGGACUUCGUGUCCUAUACAUCCUCGUCAAGCCCCAAGACACCAUUGAACCGAUGGCUGGUCCGCCACGGUUCACCGACUGCAUGAUGAAUUACUAUAAGGCUUAUGAAAAGACUGCGGAGCAGUUUCCUCCCAAGACAUUCCAUGCCCGCCAGAGGAUUUACUACGAACUACCCAAAGCAAUCACCGUAGGGAUGUGUACGGGCUUGCAAAGGGCGAUUCACAUGGUCAGGUGGGUUUCUUUUCUGUUGCAGAGGACAGAUAUGCCCCAGCUUGCUAUACGGGUCAUGACAUGGAAAGACUCUCGAGGAGCUCGAGGGCGUUUUGACAUCAGUUGAAGGAAGCGGGAGGAGUUCGUCACAGGGAGAAAACUUCAUUAGCGUCUUUGAGGCAAGCAGUGAUCAAUAAAGUGCUAGUAAAUGGCCAAAGUUCAGGCAAGACUUAUAAAAAGAUUUGUGAUAAGUUUUAGGGCCGCUCUUAAAGAUUUCAUAAUCUGAAGCAUUGCUUGGGUGAAUUUAUCAUGUGUUUAGCAAUUCUCUUCUAGACUUGAACAAUCUUAUACGCGCAGUAAUGAAGUGAAG